UUCUAUUUGUUUUGGUGUAGAGAGAGAGAGAGAGAGAGAGAGAGGUAGAGAAUGUGAAAGGAAAAAAGGAGUGAUCGAUCUGGAUUUGUUUGAGAAGAGAUAUAGAGAUAGAGAGAAACUGUGAAGACAGGAUAUCGGUUGAUAGACGGUAAUUUAGAAAGAAGAAGUCUGAGUCUGGGUUUGCUGCGGGGAAUUUGAAGUUUAGUGAUCGUGUUGGAAGGAGAAGAGUUAAUUGUCCAGUUCCGGAUUUGGACUCUAAUUGAAGGGGCGGGGAUUUGGACUGGAGACAAAGAAAAGAGCGUUACAUAUUAGCAUAUAGAGAACUUGGACAACAACUUCGACUUCAGCUGUUACUUGAUCUUCGGAACAGUGUGUUAUCAGAUUCUUGAACCGUUUCGGAUACAGGUGAGAGGUGAAAAAAAAAAGAGGAGAAAGUUGAUACAGGCAAGAAAAGAACUGCCCGGCCGGGCAAAGGAGGUUGUUGACAAGGAACUACUGCAGCAAGUGGAGAUCGAUAUAUGUAAUAUUUGGCUGACUGAUCGAGGAAAUCAAAGAAGCACCCAGUUUGGAGCUAAAACAAUCAAGGAAGGAGCUGAUUUGCUAAAGUCACACAAAACUUUGGCUGCGUUAGCUAAUUCAGCAUCUCCAAAAGUCUCGUCUCCUAAAUUACCCAAAGUUGUUCUAUUAUUCCCCUUCCUAGUUUCUGCAACCAGCUUUAUCUCUUUGGUGAUCUGUUCCCACUACCUUUCUUCUUCUGGGGUUCUUUCUCUAGUUUCUGCUCAGUUUCUGGUUGUUGCUUUCUUGCCUGUUCUAUUUCUUUUCAGUAAUUAUCAAUGGCCUCGAGCAGCCAAAGAGCCUCUGAAUCUUUUCCUUCAGCCAAGUCAACGGCUCUCAAGUGGAAGUAUGAUGUGUUUUUGAGUUUUAGGGGUGAAGACAUUCGGAACAAUUUUCUCUCUUAUUUAUACCAUGAAUUGCAAAUCAUCAGAAGGAUUAAUACAUUCAAGGAUGAUGAAGAGCUUGAAGUCGGGGAGCCUAUUUCUCCAAGUCUCCUAAAAGCAAUUGAUGAAUCGAGGUUUGCUAUUAUUGUUCUGUCGCCAAACUAUGCUUCUUCUCCAUGGUGUUUGGAGGAACUUACAAAAAUUAUUCAUUGCAUGGAAGACACCAGGAGAAUUCUGCCACUUUUUUAUCAUGUGGAACCAGCUGAUGUACGACAUCAAAAAAAUAGUUUUGAAGUAGCCUUCACUAAGCAUGAAGAAAAGUCAAGGCAUGACACAGAGAAGGUGAAGCAGUGGAGAGAUGCUUUAAAAAAAGUGGCUAAUUUAUCUGGAUGGCAUACGCAGAGAUAUCAGACAGAAAGAGAACUUGUUGAAGCCAUUGCAGAUUAUGUGUGCACUAAGGUACGACCAAUUGAAAUGGAGUUCUCAAAGUCCACUGGAGAUUUUGAAGCAUUUGAAGCAACAAGGCAAGCCAUGGAUGAGGUCUGGAAGGCACUAAAAGAUGAUAAGGUCACUGCCAUUGCGGUGUACGGAAUGGGAGGUGUUGGGAAGACAACUAUGGUAGAAUAUGUCGGUGUACAAGCUCAAAAUAGUGGGAUUUUCCAUCAUGUGAUUAUGGUUGUUAUAUCCCAAAGGCCCAACUUGAGAAAUAUCCAAGGCGCAUUGGCAGAUCUGCUGGGCCUUGAAUUGAAGGAGGAGACAGACAUUGGAAGAGCCAAUAGACUGAAGAAGGAGAUAAUGAGAAGAAAUAAGAUCCUUAUAAUCUUGGAUGACAUUUGGGAGAGAAUAGACUUGUCAAGCAUAGGGAUCCCCAGUUACGACAAGCUUCAGAAAUGCAAUUCAAAAGUCCUACUCACCACAAGGAGAUUGAAUGUUUGUCAUUCUAUGGAAACACAACCAAGCAUUCCUCUCAAUAUCUUAUCAGAAGAAGAUUCUUGGAACUUGUUUGUGAAGAAAGCAAGAAAGUCUAUCGAAAAAUCAACUGAAUUCUAUGAUGUAGCGAGGAAGGUAGCCAGCGAGUGUGCUGGUCUCCCUAUUGCACUGAGAGCAGUUGCGAGGGCACUUGGAGACAAAGAUUUUGAGGAAUGGAAAGAAGCAGCUCGAAAGCUGGAAAUGUCUCAACGUGCUAGCCUCGAUGAUGAUGGAGAUGUGUUUACAUGUAUAAAGUUAAGUUAUGAUUACUUGGACAGUAUUGAUGCCAAGUCAUGCUUCUUGCUGUGCUGCCUAUUCCCAGAAGAUGAUGAUAUCCUAUUAGAAGACUUGAUGAAGUAUGGGUUUGGAAAAGGACUGUUUCGAGAUGUCAACAGCACAAUAGAAGAUGCCAGAGUCAAAGCAAAUUUAGUGACUAAAUACCUUAAAGCUUCUUGUUUGCUUUUGGACGGUAAAGAGGAUGGAUGUGUAAGGAUGCAUGAUGUCAUUCGAGAUAUGGCCAUGUCAAUUGCAUUAUCUGAAGAUGGCUAUGGGUUUUUGGUAAAAACUCGUUGUGAAUUGAAAGAAUGGCCAAUGGAUGCACAUGAGGGAUACUCGGCAAUCUCAUUAAUGGAGAACAACAUUUCCAAGCUGCCUAAUGAGUUGGUAUGUUCAAAACUCCAAAUUUUAUUGUUACAGAGAAACAUUGGUUUGAAAAAUAUCCCAGACACUUUUUUUCAGAGUCCCAAGGAAUUAAAAGUCUUAGAUCUUAGCCGCACCAAUAUUUUGUUAAGAUCCCCAUCAUUCAAUCUCAUAACCAACCUCCAAGCUCUGUACUUAGAUUAUUGUGAGUCAAUGAUUGACAUAUCCAUGCUUAAAAGCCUGAAAAAACUUGAGAUUCUUAGUAUAAGAGGAUGUGAUAUUAAGGAAUUUCCAAGAGAAAUAGGACAACUGACCAAUUUGAGGAUGUUGGACCUCACUAAUAUUGGAGACAUUGAUACAGUUCCAUCUCAAGUGAUUUCGAGGUUGCACAGAUUAGAAGAACUGUACAUGAAGUGUAAAUUUGGGGAUUGGGGCAGUAAAGUUGAGGGAGGCUUAUAUUCUUUCUUUUUUGGUAAAAAUGCUGGCUUUGAAGAGUUAACUGACUUGUCGCAUCUAAACAUUUUGGAGGUGUCCAUAUUUGGUCCAGAGUGCUUGCCUAAAACCGUUGAGUUCGAUCCAAAUUGGGUAAGCUUCGAUAUAUGUAUCAACAAAAACUCGUUUAGGGGAAUAUCCUCUCUGCAACGUGACCAUUCGCAUCAUCAUUCAAGAACUCUGAGCCUUGACACAACCAUCAAUACAUUACCGGAUUGGUUUAUCAACGUAGUGACAAAGAAAGCAGAGACGCUAUUUUAUUUCGAGUGCAAGGGCUUAAAUAGCAUUGUUGUAGAACAUGACCAUGGAAGACUACACAGACUGAAGCGGCUCGCUGUACAUUCCAAUGACAACUUGAAAGAGUUGUUGAACCUAACUACACGGGUCUCAAAUGAACCUGUGUUUGAGAAUUUGGAAGAAUUGCAUCUCAAGGACAUGGGUUGCCUGAAGAAGUUAUGUGUUGGUGAAUUACCACUUGGGUCUCUACGGAAGCUGAAGGUAUUGGACAUCAGACAGUGUCGUGACUUGGUCGAUGAACUUUUACCAUCAAAUUUACUGCGAAUACUGCAAAAUAUGGAACAAAUAAUUUGUCAUGAUUUGAGGCAAAUGAAAUAUGUGUUUGGAUUUGAAGGGCUGAAGCCAGAACAGAUUAUCUUGACGAAAUUGAGAAAGAUGAGAUUGUACAAUCAACAUAAGGUGUUACGCAUAUGGAAAGGUCCUGCUCCACAUGCAGUCUUCCAUAAUCUUCGAAGUUUGACAGUUGACUACUACACUAAACUGAAAUACCUCUUCACAUCCAAUGUUGCUCAAUGUCUUUUGCAUUUGGAAGACCUGUGGCUACAAAGUUGCAGUAGCUUAGACAGAAUUGUUGAAGCAAGUGAUGAGGAAAUGAUCGUCUUUCCAGAAUUGAAGAACUUUAUUUUGAAACAUCUUCCACAGCUGAAAAGUUUUUGCAGUCCUAUUUCAGUAGAUAUUGAAUUCCCUUCAUUGGAACACUUGUAUGUGCGUGACUGCCCCCAGUUGAUAAUCUGUGCUUUUGACUUCAAAAGCAGGAACCAUGUAAAACUGAAUGAUGAACAACAUAUGUCGUCUCUGUGCAGAAGGUUGUGGGAUUUAGAAUGACGCGCAGGGAAGAGACAAUAGAAAGUGAUCUAAUCCAGAAGAAGAUUACUGUGCAGUUACCAAUAUGGAUGCUGCUGCUGCAGUGCUGUUUUCCCCCUCUAUGCAUGCUGCCUGGACUGGCUGAUCAGCGGGUUUUACAGUUAAAUGUCGAUGGAGCUGGUGGUUUACCUCCGUGACUAGGGGUGUAGCCAUUUUGGUGAGCCUAUAGCAGCAAUAUCAUUACCUCUUACAGGGUACCGUCCAACUGCUACAAACUUACAAUUCAGUAUUCACUAAAGAUUGUGCCAUUGUGGUGUGGCUCAAGCUGUAAUAUCCGCAAAGGGUGUAUUUGGUGAAACACUGAAACUCAAAACUCCAGCGGUCCAGCUUUGGUCGUGAGGGGUUUAUUAUUAUUAUUAUUAAUUCUUUUAGCUGGAAGAUA
Molecule: messenger RNA, 4581 nt
Organism: Rosa rugosa (rugosa rose)
Lineage: Eukaryota; Viridiplantae; Streptophyta; Magnoliopsida; Rosales; Rosaceae
Product: disease resistance protein RUN1-like
Exons: 7
Coding region: 834-4160 (1108 amino acids)
Biological process (GO): signal transduction
Molecular function (GO): ADP binding; protein binding
Source: RefSeq, a predicted model, not a curated record